GUUCGUUUAUUUCUAUGCUAAAUCUUCGGAGCUAGUCCAAUCAAUGCGCUCUUACCGAGGUUUUAUCGGGGGGAAGGUUAUCUCGAUUGAUACGCUGUUGUCUGAGGGAUCCGCAUUUCUCUGGCAUUUGAUCUGUUCCUGAUUCUUUUUCACGACUCGUUUGAAUGUUCCCCCCAUUUUAGAUCUUGAUCUGCAAGUUCGCGAAGCACUGGUCUAGAUUUUGGACUUGACGAACUGCUAGUUCGUGAUGCAUUGUGUGCGCGAUCCGGCUAACACUGGCUUCGUCAUUCAUUUCUCCAACUUCUUUUUUUCUUCUUCAAAAUUUACGAAUUUUAUUUCAUUCCCCCAAAUCCCCCAAGCGAAACCAAUUCCCUCUUGCUAACGCGCGCCGCGGAUUCAUCGUGACUCCGCAACCGCCGCCUCGUUAGCCGCGUGCGCCUUCCCGAGAAGAAAAGGUCCAGAUUUUUUCGAUCCGGAGUGCCCGCAAGAGCAGCCCUAAUCUCCGGUCCUCCGGGUGAGAGCUACGGGCUCGCCGCCAUGGACUUCGAUUACGUGCCUGCGACCCCCGGCAGCAGGUGGAUGGGCGAGUCGGCGGCGCGGCGGCGGCAGCGCCGCCUCUCUUCGCCAUCGCUGAGGACCUACCUCACGCCGGCCUUUGACGCCGUCGCCGCUGGGGAUGGCGGCGUGUCCGGGUACUCCUCGUCGUCCUCGGGCGGGCUGGACCUCGGGUUCGACGCCUCGCUCCUCCGCUACCGCCGCGCCUGCUUCGCCGCGUCCGCGGACCUCGACAGCCGUGUCCUCCUCUACUCCCCGCAGUCGGCGCCACCGCCGCCGCCGCCGCAGGCGAGGACGGCGUACGCAGCGGCAGAUGAUGGGCUUUGGGCAGCUGGCGGCGGCCGCCACGGCUCCAAACGUGAGAUGGACCUGUCACAUGUUGCACAGACCGGCAGGCUUCCUGGUGCACCAGGUUUCCAGGAAUUCGACGACGGCGUUCCUUUCAUCCCUUUGCGUCAGGCAACUGCUGAUAAUCCUACUGCAGCAGCUCGAGGCCCUUCCCCCAACUCCAUCAAGCUGCCUGCCGACCCCCGAUCACCAGAAGACGGUGUCCUCCCAGCAACCAACGCGGAGUUUUCAACGUCGAAACCUGAAGCCCAGGCAUCAGCUGAACCUGUAGAGCCAACUGAGGAGCAAGUAAUUGAAGCUCUCUACACCCACCAUCCUGGUCACCGCAGGCUGCCCAUUUUCAGGGAAAUCUGCCCUGAAUGAGCACAAGGCUAUCAUCCUCGAAAAUGAAAGUGCAUGGAUUCUCUUGGCAGUGUAUAUUCUGUGUGCCUCUCUUGUGUUCAUAGGCCUGGUAUGUAGCCGUAAUUGUUCUGCAGUCUGGACGGUUAUUUCUACUUUUUCCUAGGGGAGAAUCUCUCUUCUCUUUGAGCGAGGAAAUUUAAACUAUGCAAUACUUGAGUAAGCCGGCAGUUUUGCUUGCCGUUGUCUGAAGGUUAAUCCUGGUAUAACUGGGUAGCUGAGCCUGCCUCCCUUUUGCCUUC
Messenger RNA from Panicum hallii, 1544 nucleotides. RefSeq lists its product as uncharacterized. The record is from RefSeq and is a predicted model, not a curated record. Lineage: Eukaryota; Viridiplantae; Streptophyta; Magnoliopsida; Poales; Poaceae. The transcript has 3 exons. Bases 538 to 1266 code for a protein of 242 amino acids.